CCGACAGACGAGGACGAUGGAGACGACUGGACAGAUGAUAUGCGGCGUGUUCGUCCGAGGCUCGAAGUGCCUGUUGACUGGUAGUUGAUGGUCCCGCUAUUUUAUGUAGUUCAUUGUUGAUGGGACUAGGGCUCUGAACCCAUCAGAGGACCACCUUGAUUCGAUCGUCUAUCCGACAGAUAUGUCGUUCAAUCAUUCCUUUGGCGACCAAGACUUAAUAUUUGUGGAUCAGCUUGAGCAUAUUCCAGGGCUAGACGCCACUCCCUUUGAUCAAGCCUCCUUUUUGCAGCCGGUGCCUGAUGAUGUAGGGUUGAGUGGUACUUCCAUGACAUCAACGCCUGGGGUGGACUUUACCGAUGGGCCGGUGGGUAACGUUGGCGUUUUGAUGGUGGAUGUCGCGUCCAGUGAGCAGGGAAAGCAGGUUUGCUAUGGGAUGCUCGUCCACGAGAAGGUUAAACUAGUAGGGAAAGGCCAAGAACUAGAGACUAAGAUCCUAGCACUCAAAGAUAAUAACCAGCAUAUUCACACCCUUAGCAUCCAACCAUCUGGCGACGGGUCACUCUUCCUCAGGUUUCCUGACGGCACGGAUCUAGGAUAUCUAUCGAGAAAGAUGGAGCAGGCGUUGGAAGCACUUAUUUGUUUGCCCUUAUUCGAGAUCGAUGCUCUCACCAAUCUCAAUUCGCUCGUUGAGUCCCUGCGUCGGGCUGGGAAGCCAGCUGAUGCUGCGACCCGUGUGAGCAUCAACGUUUAUGGAAGAGAGUAUGACCGCGAUGAAGUAGGCAGAGAGCUUUCAAAGAAAGAUCUCUUCCUCCAACACCCCGAUGACUGUCGUGUUGGGAUCAAAUAUGAUAAUCCACAUAUUUUACGGUUGGAUGGGAUGGAUGAGACAGACACCGAGGAUGAGGAGGACGUAAACGAGGAAGUAUCGGAAACUACGCCUGAGCGGGACGAAGGCUUCGGCGAGACCAUGGCGGAGGUCUUUAAUUCGCUACAGCGAGGUGAUCAUCUUACUGAACUGGGAGGGAGCGAAACAUUGAUCAGGACCUUAUACCGGCAUCAAGGAGAAGCGUUAGAUUUCAUGAUACAGCGAGAAACAGGCAAUAUCUCAGAAGACAAGUAUCGCCUCUGGCAACCAAAGUCUGUGGGCCGGGGGCAACUGUAUUGCCAUGUCAUCACCGGCAACGAGCAGCAAGAGCAACCUGACGAGAGUGGUGGAGGAAUCCUUGCUGAUGAGAUGGGCAUGGGGAAAUCCCUUACGACACUGGUUCUUACGGCAAAGACAUUGCGCGAAGCACGUCAAUGGGUAGAGGAGACGAAGGCUCUACCAGGAGCUUCCCUUGCAAAGACACCUAGUCGAGCGACGUUAGUCAUUGUUCCCUCACGCGUGUUGAUUAACACCUGGGAGAGGGAGAUUGAUGAUCACCUAAAUGGCGGCAUGAAGAUGAUGAGAUACCAUGGACGAUCGCGGAAGGAGCUAGUUAGCAACAUCGACCGAUACGAUAUUGUCAUUACCACGUAUAACACCCUUGCAAAGGAGCAUGAUGCGAAGAUCCUCGGAAAGGGGCAGAGCCCGCUACAUGACUUUGCGUGGUAUCGAGUUGUCCUGGAUGAAGCCCACAUGAUACGUCGCCGUAGCACAACCUUUCAUAGGGCUGUGGUCGAACUGAGAGCCAGAUCACGCUGGUGUCUGUCGGGAACUCCUAUUCAGAACAGUUUAGGCGAUCUAGGCUCACUAUUGGCCUUUUUACAGCUAAAACCUUUCCACGAUCCCAGAAACUUCAGUCACUGGAUAGCUAAUCCUUUUGGAGUCAGGGCAACCAAGCGGAAAGCAAUCGAAAGGCUCACAUACCUUCUAGAAGCUGUCUGUCUCAGAAGAACCAUUGAGCGUGUUAACCUGCCAGGCCAACGAUCAGAAUUACGCCGUGUGCAAUUUACUCCUGAAGAACGUGCUAAGUAUGAGCUUACAAGAAAAGACAUGAAGCGAUUCAUCCACCAGCAGGCUGGGGAAUACAAUCAGCAAGCCGAGACAUUCGGCAUGUUCCAGGUCUUUUUGCAGCUAAGGAGCUUUUGCAAUCAUGGAACAUACCAGCCCCGGUUCUCUUGGGCGAAGAGGAACCUGCUGGAGGAUGAGCUGGACCCUGUCUGUUCUAUGACAAGGGAUAGCUUGAACCGCUGCUCAGGUUGCCGACAACCUUUGCCGGUUAUGCCACAUGGCAGGCGGCCAAAGUAUGUAGAAAGUUGCAAGCAUGUCCUAUGUGAUGACUGUUCGUGGGGCAGCAGCAUUCAGUCAGACCCAGAGGAGAGGCGCCACUGUCCACUAUGUGAAUCUCUUAGGGGAUCACGCUACCGUGGCCAUAUACCCACCGCGUCAAACCAGAGAAACCGAAGCGGCGCAGAUUAUCUCAACGCGGACGGUCACUCAUCCAAGAUGAGGGUGCUCAUAUCCGACGUGCAGAGGGAUAUAGGGACAACCAAAAGGUAUGGUUGAUCAGUGCAAGCUGUUCUUAUCACUGACAACGGUGCAGUAUCAUUUUCUCAUGCUGGACACGGACCCUUGAUCUGAUAGCAAAGCAUCUGAAAGUUUCAAGUAUAGAAUUUGAGCGCAUUGACGGCAAAACACCGACAUCUCAGCGCCAAAAGAUCCUUGACAAAUUCGAUGGCACCAGAGCGGUUCCCGUCUUGAUCAUGACAACAGGCACAGGAGCUUUCGGGUACGGCCUGCUUUCCGAUGAUUCUUACUUGUGAAGAAUACUCUGGCUGAAGUAAAGCAGGUUGAACCUAAAAUCCGUCAAUCGGGUAUUCAUCGUCGAGCCGCAAUGGAAUCCUAGUGUUGAGAGCCAGGCUGUUGCACGCGCAAUACGUCUUGGCCAGGAGCAGCAGGUCCUAGUCACCCGCUACCUUGUUGAAAACAGUAUUGAGGAGGCCAUGUGCUCUCAGCAAACGCAGAAAUUGAAGAUCAGCCAGAUGGACUUCAGAAAGGACCUGGAAGCAUCUGCUGCUGGCGAUGAAGGAACCUCUGACUAUCCUUCAGCUAUGCAAUGAAACCGGUACCAUAGAGACAUUGUCAAGGCUCACUGCCCUUCAGCUUCGAAGCAGAUCGUUAGCCACGCACCGUUCGAUAGAUCCACGUGUUACCUGUUAGUGACAGAUCUACAAUGAUAAUCG
Messenger RNA from Aspergillus pseudonomiae, 3165 nucleotides. RefSeq names its product SNF2 family N-terminal domain-containing protein. Bases 182 to 2488 code for a protein of 768 amino acids. The record is from RefSeq and is a predicted model, not a curated record. Gene Ontology annotation, molecular function: ATP-dependent chromatin remodeler activity; ATP binding. The transcript has 8 exons. Lineage: Eukaryota; Fungi; Ascomycota; Eurotiomycetes; Eurotiales; Aspergillaceae.